AUGAACAGCUCCAUGGCUACUCUCGCCAUCUUCCUGGUUGCUGCUAUGUUCUUAUCCCAAGCUCAGGCUCAGUUUGAAUCCAUUCUUUCAGUCUGUUGUUUUGACUACGUAAAGCGGCCUCUUCCAGAGAAGAUCCUGAAGUCCUUUGAAGAAACAGAAGGAAGGUGUUCCAGGCCAGCUGUCAUAUUUAUUACACAUAAGAAUCGUCGGAUAUGUGCAGAUCCCAGUGAACAAUGGGUCCAAGAUCGUAUACAAUAUUUGUCCCAAAAGUGA
Molecule: messenger RNA, 273 nt
Organism: Notechis scutatus (mainland tiger snake)
Lineage: Eukaryota; Metazoa; Chordata; Lepidosauria; Squamata; Elapidae
Source: RefSeq, a predicted model, not a curated record